AUGAGCGUUUUCUGUGGUUUCCAGAAAUUCUGCAGUGCUGGGGGCGGUGGGCGCAGCUCAGAGGUGGACAGAGCUGAACAAGCAGCUGCAGAGAGGAUAAAGGCACCACAGCUGGCACCCACCAUUUUCACUCGAAUCAUAGAGAAAUCCCUUCCUGCUGACAUUAUCUACGAGGAUGACAAGUGUUUGGCUUUCCGGGAUGUGAACCCUCAGGCUCCAAUUCAUUUCCUUGUUAUUCCUAAAUUCCAGAUCCCUGGGAUUAGCCAUGUGAAGCCCAGUGACAAAGAGUUACUGGGUCACCUUCUAGUCACUGCCAGUCACCUAGCAAAACAGGAGGGUCUGACAGAGGGCUACCGACUAGUGAUUAAUGACGGCAAGCAAGGGGCUCAGUCUGUGUAUCACCUCCACCUGCACGUGAUUGGCGGCCGUCAGAUGGGCUGGCCCCCUGGUUAGAUUUGUGGAUACUCCUGCACAGAUCGUCAGCUAUAGGGAGUCUCUAACUCAUACACAUUUUUAUUUUGUGAUUCAGAACAUGCAAUUAUAAAAAAAAGUUUCUAAUUUAUUUGCUUCUUUCUCAUGUUGUUCUUUGUUGAAAAAGCAGGGAUGUAAGCUCAGGAGUGUGCACGUGUAUGGCAGGAUAAAGUGCUGCCAUCUAAUGUUCUUGCUGAUGUAACAUUUUUGUAGAACUGCAGACACGUGCACGCGCCUGAGCUUACAUUACUGCAUUUCAACAAAGGAUAACACGAAAAGAAAGAAAGUUUGAUAAUCAAAGUAAAAUUUAUAAAGGAAGUGUAUUCUCUUA
Molecule: messenger RNA, 802 nt
Organism: Bombina bombina (fire-bellied toad)
Lineage: Eukaryota; Metazoa; Chordata; Amphibia; Anura; Bombinatoridae
Exons: 4
Coding region: 1-453 (150 amino acids)
Cellular component (GO): cytoplasm; mitochondrion
Molecular function (GO): hydrolase activity
Source: RefSeq, a predicted model, not a curated record